ACACUCCGCAAGUCACGUGACCUCCCUACUCCCCUCCAUUCUUCAUAGUUCCAUUCUUCCAUUAUCAUUUCUCACUAUUAUUUAUUUGCUUCACGAUCGCACAAGAUUUGUAAGAGAGAGUGAGAACCUGUAUUCUAUCGUGUAGAAGGUACUAGAACAUUGCUUUGAGAGGAACAAUAACGAUGAAGAAAUGGACUCUAACGUCCGCCAUUUUUUUCUUGUGCCUUCUCUUUCUUCUUCCGGAUCAAGGUAGGAGAAUUCAGGCAAAUGCUGAAGGUGAUUCGGAUGAAUUAGCAAACCCCCCUAAGGUAGAGGAGAAGCUUGGAGCUGUUCCUAAUGGGUUAUCGACUGAUUCCGAUGUUGUUAAAAGGGAAUCGGAAUCCAUGUCGAAGAAGACGCUUCGUAAUAGUGCGGAGAAAUUCGAGUUUCAGGCUGAGGUUUCUCGGCUUAUGGAUAUCAUCAUUAACUCUCUUUAUAGUAACAAAGACAUUUUCUUGAGAGAGCUUAUUUCUAAUGCCUCAGAUGCCUUAGAUAAGAUUCGGUUCUUGUCACUCACUGAUAAGGAGGUUCUUGGCGAAGGCGACAAUGCAAAACUUGAGAUUUUGAUUAAAUUGGAUAAAGAGAAGAAAAUUCUUUCGAUUCGAGAUAGAGGUAUAGGAAUGACCAAGGAGGAUCUCAUUAAGAACCUUGGAACCAUUGCAAAAUCUGGCACUUCAGCCUUUGUGGAGAAAAUGCAAACAAGUGGAGACCUUAACUUAAUUGGUCAGUUCGGAGUUGGGUUUUACUCUGUGUAUCUUGUUGCCGAUUAUGUGGAAGUAAUCAGCAAACACAACGAUGACAAACAACAUGUUUGGGAAUCAAAGGCUGAUGGGCAGUUUGCAAUUUCCGAGGACACUUGGAAUGAACCUUUAGGUCGUGGUACUGAGAUAAGGUUGCACCUCCGAGAGGAAGCUGGAGAAUACUUAGAGGAGGCCAAAUUGAAGGAUUUAGUUAAGAGAUAUUCCGAAUUCAUCAAUUUCCCUAUAUAUCUGUGGGCAACCAAGGAGGUCGAAACAGAGGUUCCAGCAGAUGAUGAUGAUGAGUCUAGCGAUGAAGAGGAAACCACGGAAAGCACUUCUGAGGAAGAAACGGAAGAGAAAGAAGAUGAAUCCGAGAAGAAACCAAAGACUAAAACAAUUAAAGAAACAACUUAUGAAUGGGAACUUUUGAAUGAUGUGAAGGCUAUAUGGUUACGUAACCCAAAGGAGGUCACUGAUGAAGAAUACACAAAAUUCUAUCAUUCAUUGGCAAAAGAUUUCGGUGAUGAAAAACCUAUGGCGUGGAGCCACUUUACUGCUGAAGGUGAUGUUGAGUUCAAGGCUGUUCUUUUUGUUCCUCCGAAAGCUCCUCAUGAUUUGUAUGAGAGCUACUACAACAACAACAAAGCCAAUAUCAAGUUAUACGUUAGGCGUGUGUUCAUCUCUGAUGAAUUUGAUGAACUUUUGCCCAAGUAUCUCAACUUCUUGAGGGGUCUUGUUGAUUCGGACACGCUCCCACUGAAUGUCUCUCGAGAAAUGCUUCAACAACACAGUAGCUUGAAAACAAUCAAGAAGAAACUAAUUAGGAAGGCCCUUGACAUGAUUCGCAAGAUUGCUGAUGAGGAUCCUGAUGAAAAUGAAGGCAAGGACAAAAAGGAUGUUGAGAAGUCUUCGGAUGAUGAGAAGAAGGGUCAGUACGCCAAGUUCUGGAAUGAGUUUGGCAAGUCAAUUAAACUUGGAAUUAUAGAGGAUGCUGCCAACAGGAACCGUCUGGCCAAGCUACUAAGAGUUGAAACUACAAAAUCUGGUGGCAAAUUAACUUCCCUUGAUCAGUACAUCUCAAGAAUGAAAUCUGGGCAAAAGGAUAUUUUCUACAUAACAGGAACCAACAAGGAACAGUUGGAAAAAUCUCCAUUCCUUGAAAGGCUUACCAAGAAAGGUUAUGAGGUUAUUUUCUUCACUGAUCCCGUGGAUGAGUAUCUGAUGCAAUAUCUAAUGGACUAUGAAGACAAGAAGUUUCAAAAUGUUUCCAAGGAAGGUCUUAAACUCGGGAAGGACUCAAAAGACAAGGAGCUCAAGGAGUCUUUCAAGGAGCUGACUAAGUGGUGGAAAGGUGCUCUUGCUGUCGACAAGGUGGAUGAUGUCAAGAUAAGCAACCGUUUGGCAGACACCCCUUGUGUUGUUGUGACAUCAAAAUUUGGGUGGAGUGCUAACAUGGAGAGAAUCAUGCAAUCACAAACACUCAGUGAUGCGAAUAAGCAGGCAUACAUGAAGGGUAAGAGGGUCCUCGAGAUCAAUCCUAGACACCCGAUCAUUAAAGAGCUUCGUGAGCGGGUGGCAACUGAUCCAGAGGAUGAUAGUGUCAAGCAAACAGCACGACUCAUGUACCAGACAGCUCUAUUCGAGAGUGGUUUCCUGCUAGACGACCCCAAAGAUUUUGCUUCUCGUGUGUAUGAUUCUGUGAAGUCGAGCCUCAGCAUCAGUCCUGAUGCUGCAGUCGAGGAAGAAGAUGAUACAGAAGAGGUAGAAACCGAAACAAAGGAUGAUUCUUCAUCCAAGACCGAAGCUGACGACGGUGUGAAGGAUGAAUUAUAGAUGCUUAAAAAUAACCUGAUUAAAUGAUCAUAUCAUGGUUUCUUUAACUUCCAUCUUGAGAGUAGCUUUUUUGCUGGGUAUUUGCACUUCUAAAAUUUCAGGAAAAAGAAAGAAUUCAUUAGAUUUGUGAACAUAUAUUAAACAGAAUUUUGUUUUACCAUCAUAGAUUUAUUAUAAGGAUUAGUUCAAAUGUUUUUGGGUAUUUUUGAGAAUUCUGUGUUUGAAGCUU
Amaranthus tricolor (Joseph's coat) is the source of this 2841-nucleotide messenger RNA. RefSeq names its product endoplasmin homolog. Gene Ontology annotation, biological process: protein folding. Lineage: Eukaryota; Viridiplantae; Streptophyta; Magnoliopsida; Caryophyllales; Amaranthaceae. Bases 183 to 2612 code for a protein of 809 amino acids. The transcript is spliced from 15 exons. Gene Ontology annotation, molecular function: ATP binding; ATP-dependent protein folding chaperone; ATP hydrolysis activity. The record is from RefSeq and is a predicted model, not a curated record.